AUGAUUUUUAAAAAAUCAACUCAGAUGUUUGGAAUUUGGAUUGCUGCACUUUUAUUCUUUGGCAAAUCACCAGCUGCAGGGGAAGAAGUUUGCUAUGAAAGGGUGGGAUGCUUUAAAGAUGGUCUGCCAUGGACUGGGACCUUCUCAAGACAGUUUGCAGGGUUACCAUGGUCUCCAGAAAAGAUAAACACUCGCUUUCUGCUCUACACUAGACAGAAUCCCAAAGUCCAUCAGGAAGUCAGUGCAGUUAAUUAUUUAACUAUCCAAGCCUCACACUUCGCAACAGACAAGAUCACACGUAUCAACAUACCUGGAUGGAAAUCAGAUGGCAAAUGGCAGCAAGUCAUGUGCAAUGUACUGCUAAAAGUAGAAGAUGUGAACUGCAUUAAUUUAGACUGGAUUAACGGUUCACUGCAAUAUAUCCACGCGGUAAACAAUCUCCGCGUUGUUGGUGCUGAGGUGGCUUAUUUUAUUGAUGUUCUCGUGAAAAAAUUUGGAUAUUCUGCUUCUAAAGUACACUUGAUUGGCCACAGCUUGGGAGCUCAUCUGGCUGGGGAAGCUGGGUCAAGAACGCCAGGCCUCGGAAGGAUCACUGGGUUGGACCCAGCAGGGCCGUGUUUCCAUGACACUCCAAAUGAAGUCAGGUUGGAUCCCUCAGACGCCAGCUUUGUUGACGUUAUCCAUACAAAUGCAGUUCGCCUCUUCUUUGAGCUUGGUGCUGGAACUAUUAAUGCUUGUGGUCACCUUGACUUUUACCCAAAUGGAGGGAAGCACAUGCCAGGAUGUGAAGAUUUAAUUACACCUUUAUUUAAAUUUGAUCUCGAUAUUUACAAGGAAGAAGUGUUUUCCUUCUUUGAUUGCAACCAUGCCCGAAGUCAUCGCUUUUAUGCUGAAAGCAUUCUCAAUCCUGAUGCAUUUAUUGCUUAUCCCUGUACAUCCUACGAAUCUUUUAAAGCAGGAAAUUGCUUUCAUUGUCCCAAGGGAGGUUGCCCAACAAUGGGUCAUUUUGCUGAUAGAUUUCACCUCAAAAAAAUGAAGCCUAAUAGAUUAUAUUAUUUUUUAAACACAGGGACUCUUUCGCCAUUUGCCCGUUGGAGGCACAAACUGUCUGUCAAACUUGAUGGGAACAGCGUCACUCAAGGAAGUGUAUUUCUCCGUGUAGGUGGAAUGACUGGGAAGACAGGCGAGUUUGAGUUUGUCAGUGGAACACUGAAGCCAGGCAUGACUUAUACAGAUUUAAUUGAUGCAGACAUUAAUGUUGGAAACAUUACAAGCAUUGAGUUCAUUUGGAAGGAGUAUUCAUUUGAACGUUCUCAGAGUAAGCUGGGAGCAGAAAUGGUGAUAGAUAUAUCUGGAAAAUAUGGAUAUAAAUCUGCUUUCUGUAGCCAAAACAUCGUAGGACCUAAUAUUGCCCAGAUCCUGAAACCAUGCUAA
Budorcas taxicolor (takin) is the source of this 1434-nucleotide messenger RNA. It is a transcript of the gene PNLIPRP3, whose product is annotated as pancreatic lipase related protein 3. The record is from RefSeq and is a predicted model, not a curated record. The coding region runs from base 1 to 1434 and encodes 477 amino acids. Gene Ontology annotation, molecular function: triacylglycerol lipase activity; protein binding. Gene Ontology annotation, biological process: lipid metabolic process. NCBI's taxonomy places the organism in Eukaryota, Metazoa, Chordata, Mammalia, Artiodactyla, Bovidae. The transcript is spliced from 12 exons.